This is a messenger RNA of Puntigrus tetrazona (Sumatra barb), 1935 nucleotides long. RefSeq names its product serine/threonine-protein phosphatase 2B catalytic subunit alpha isoform. Gene Ontology annotation, cellular component: cytoplasm; cytosol; calcineurin complex. The record is from RefSeq and is a predicted model, not a curated record. NCBI's taxonomy places the organism in Eukaryota, Metazoa, Chordata, Actinopteri, Cypriniformes, Cyprinidae. Gene Ontology annotation, biological process: calcineurin-NFAT signaling cascade. The transcript is spliced from 16 exons. Bases 295 to 1935 code for a protein of 546 amino acids. Gene Ontology annotation, molecular function: calmodulin-dependent protein phosphatase activity; calmodulin binding.
GCAGGGGGCUCUCCACCAAUGCCAUGCGCCACAGAAUAGUGGGCGUGCACAAUACGGUUGUACGGUUUGGUUGCGCUAGCUGAGAACUUGACACAGUGUUGCAGUAAAUCAGACAGAGCUACAGUAACAGCGCUGAAAUUUGUCACCCUGUUGCAAGUAUUUUUGGCUAGUGAUACAAGCGAAAGAUAUCACCGCCGUCUCCUGUUUGGGUAAGAGUUGAGUUGUUGAGCAAGGAAGUACAUCGGGAUCGUUUUCAAGAACAGUUUCAGAGAGAAUCGACACAUUUGACUGGAAAUGUCUGAAAACAAACCAAAUGAUGAUCCGAAGUUAUCCACGACGGACAGAGUGGUUAAAUCUGUCCCAUUUCCCCCAAGCCACCGACUGACUGUAAAAGAAGUGUUUGACUGUGAGGGCAAACCCAAAGUAGAUAUUCUGAAGGCCCAUCUCACUAAAGAGGGGCGUGUGGAGGAGAGUGUGGCACUUCGAUUAAUUGGCGAGGGAGCGGCCAUCCUACGUUUAGAGAAGAACCUCCUGGACAUAGAAGCCCCAGUGACAGUUUGUGGAGACAUUCAUGGGCAGUUUUUUGACUUAAUGAAGCUCUUUGAGGUGGGAGGUUCUCCAGCCAGCACACGAUACCUUUUCCUGGGUGAUUAUGUGGACAGAGGAUAUUUCAGUAUUGAAUGUGUACUGUACCUAUGGGCCUUAAAAAUCCUUUAUCCCAAGACACUGUUUUUGCUGCGUGGGAACCACGAAUGUAGACAUUUAACAGAGUAUUUCACUUUUAAACAGGAAUGUAGAAUUAAAUAUUCAGAGCGGGUGUAUGAUGCGUGUAUGGAUGCCUUUGACUGUCUUCCCCUGGCAGCACUGAUGAACCAGCAGUUCUUGUGUGUGCACGGUGGAUUGUCCCCUGAAAUCACAAACCUUGAUGACAUCAGGAAAUUAGAUAGAUUCAAAGAGCCUCCCGCAUAUGGACCAAUGUGUGACUUGCUUUGGUCGGACCCACUGGAGGACUUUGGCAACGAGAAAACCCAGGAACAUUUCACACACAACACAGUGAGAGGCUGCUCCUAUUUCUACAGUUAUCCUGCUGUUUGUGACUUUCUACAACACAACAACUUAUUAUCUGUUAUACGAGCCCAUGAAGCACAGGAUGCUGGGUAUCGCAUGUACAGAAAGAGUCAAACUACAGGCUUCCCCUCUCUCAUCACUAUCUUUUCAGCUCCCAACUACUUAGAUGUCUACAACAACAAAGCUGCUGUCCUCAAAUAUGAGAAUAAUGUCAUGAACAUUCGGCAGUUUAACUGUUCUCCUCAUCCUUACUGGCUGCCUAACUUCAUGGAUGUCUUCACUUGGUCCUUGCCUUUUGUUGGUGAGAAAGUGACUGAGAUGUUAGUGAAUGUAUUGAGCAUCUGCUCCAAUGAUGAGCUGACCACUGAUGAAGAAAUAGAUGGACAGCUAAUAUAUGGGCCCAAGAAAGGUGCCACGGCCUCUGCACGCAAGGAGGUAAUCAGGAACAAGAUCCGUGCCAUUGGAAAGAUGGCUCGGGUUUUCUCAGUUCUUCGAGAGGAGAGUGAGAGCGUUUUGACGUUGAAGGGUCUCACUCCAACUGGCAUGCUACCCAGUGGCGUUCUGUCUGGAGGCAAAGAGAAACUCCAGAAUGAAACUGCAGCUACUAUUGAGGCUAUAGAGGCAGAUAAAGCAAUUAAAGGCUUCUCACCUCAGCACAAGAUCAGCAGCUUUGAGGAGGCUAAAGGGCUGGACCGCAUCAAUGAACGAAUGCCACCCCGCCGUGACGUCAUGCCCUGUGAUGCCAGCCUCAACUCCCUAAAUAAGGCUCUGUCAUCAGAGACCAACGGUACCGAGGGCAAGACCUGCAGUGGCAGCAAUAUCCAGUGUGAUCCUGCACCGUUCCUGCAUGGCCGCCACAACGAUUAA